This is a messenger RNA of Quercus lobata, 393 nucleotides long. Its product is annotated as basic blue protein-like. The record is from RefSeq and is a predicted model, not a curated record. The transcript has 2 exons. Lineage: Eukaryota; Viridiplantae; Streptophyta; Magnoliopsida; Fagales; Fagaceae. Gene Ontology annotation, cellular component: plasma membrane. The coding region runs from base 1 to 393 and encodes 130 amino acids. Gene Ontology annotation, molecular function: electron transfer activity.
AUGAUUGCUCUUACUAUUGGGAUUGGAUUGCUGGUUCUUCCAGAAUUGGUGUUUGCAAAAGAAUAUGUUGUUGGAGAUGAGAAUGGCUGGAAUUAUGAAGUUGAUUACUAUGCAUGGGCAGAUGGCAAGACUUUUUAUGUUGGAGACUUAUUAGUUUUCAACUAUGCCAAGGAAGAGCACAAUGUCAUAGUAGUCAAUGCUACUGGAUAUGAUACGUGCCUCGCAUCUCCGAACUUGGGAGCCUUUGAUAGUGGCAAUGACAAGAUAAGCUUGACCCCUCCAGGAAAGAAAUAUUACAUAUGUCAAUGGCAUUGUGAUUACUCGGACCAAAAGCUGAUGAUCACGGUAUUGAGGAAGAAGAUGCUGGGCACACCUAUAUCUUCACCACAUUAA